CUCAGGAAAAAAAAACUGUGCAGAUGCCAAGUCCAUGACACUUAAAUUAGAGGGAUAGCUAGGCCAUGUCUCUUUAGACAGAGCUGUCUUUAGUUCGUGCAGAUGGUACUGUAGUGAAUCAAGGGUUGACGUUUUAGCGCUUCUGUGGGAAAUAAGUUCCACGGUUACCAAAUGGGAAUUUAAAAAGGAGGUGCUGACUUGCAGCCUCUCGUCAUUUACUUCACUCUUGUCUGUCGUCCACAGUGCCACUCCGGUCUGUUUCCCCAGGCGCAGGUGGAGCAGCCAUGUCCACUGGCUCUGCUGCAAGUGAUGCCGAGGACGACGAGACAUGCCACAGAAGGACUACCGCUGCCAUGGAGGCCAGCGCACGGAAAGUCACCUGUUAUAAUCCCAGCCGGUACUCGGAGGAGGAGUUGGAAGACGAAGGUGUUGAGGGGAGGAUCAAGCAGGAGCGCAGACUUUCCAAAGCGCACCAGAGGGAAACGCGACAGUCGCAGAGGAACGCGGCUAACGCCAGGGAGAGGGCGAGGAUGAGAGUGCUGAGCAAAGCUUUCUCCAGACUGAAAACCAGCCUGCCCUGGGUCCCAGCGGACACCAAACUUUCCAAACUGGACACCCUUCGUCUCGCUUCUAGCUACAUUUCCCACCUUAGGCAGCUUCUGCAGGAUGACCGAUUCGAGAGCAGAUUUGCACACCCAGUCAGUCUGACCUGGCCAUUUAUGAUGACAGGAAGGUCAGAGGAAGACAUCUCAUCCUCUAUGAGACUUUGUGGAGCAACAGCUUAGGCGACACGUCUUCACCCACCAAGUUCAAGCUCUUCAGCUAAAACCUGAAGACAACAACAACAAUAAAAACAAAAAGGAGGGGCAUCAGUUUGACCCAAUUUUAACCACGUGCCUUAAACAAUGACUGUGGAUUCAAAACUAUUAUGUUUUACUGUGUGCAUGUUUGCUGAAAUCAGUAUUAUGUCACAUUUACACUGAGUGUAACAUCUAAUCUUCAUUUAUGCUUGAUUUUUUUGUGUAAAAUUUGGAUUUAGCAAACUUCUUUAAUAUCUUUCACCCCAUCAGUCUGUGCACAGCAUCAUUAAACUGUUAUAUGGCUGAACACACUUUUGAUACAUUAAACAGUUUCGGCAGCUCGGCCUGUGCAUGAUGUCCAGUUGCAGUUUGAUUCUUUCAUUCUGCUCUAUGAGGGAAUUUAAAAAAAAAAAAAAAAAAAAACACCUCACAACUUAAAAUACUUUCUGCUUUUUGCUAGUUUGGCUUGACACUAUGACAGUGACCAUAAUAUUUCACCUGUAUUGUAGAUCUAUUUAUUGUGUUCGUGUUUUAAAGUCUUUGCAUUUGAGACAA
Oreochromis aureus is the source of this 1355-nucleotide messenger RNA. RefSeq names its product musculin (gene msc). The transcript is spliced from 2 exons. The record is from RefSeq and is a predicted model, not a curated record. Lineage: Eukaryota; Metazoa; Chordata; Actinopteri; Cichliformes; Cichlidae. The coding region runs from base 285 to 785 and encodes 166 amino acids. Gene Ontology annotation, biological process: skeletal muscle tissue development; regulation of transcription by RNA polymerase II. Gene Ontology annotation, molecular function: RNA polymerase II transcription regulatory region sequence-specific DNA binding; DNA-binding transcription factor activity, RNA polymerase II-specific; protein dimerization activity.